AUGGCUACGCUAGGCGGAUACCUCAAUAGCAAGACACCCCUCCCAAGCUCUACCGACCUGAUCAGCUUGCUAACAUCCUUACCAGAGAAAGUCUUGAUCGUCACAGCCGACUCCCGUAUUCUUGUCGGAACCUUGUCAGCAUGCGAUCAGUCAACCAACCUAGUCUUGAACACCGCCGUGGAACGAAUCAUCCGAACGCCCGACGACGAUGAACCCUCUGUCCAAGUACCCCUGGGCCUGUACCUCGUUCGAGGCGAUAACGUAUGCUCGAUCGGCCUCGUAGAUGAGGCGCUCGACGAUAGCAUCAACUGGACAGAAGUCAAGGGUUCAGCGAUCGGUGGCAUAAAACAUACAUAG
Fusarium sp. VM40 is the source of this 357-nucleotide messenger RNA. The record is from the annotation of a GenBank genome assembly. Lineage: Eukaryota; Fungi; Ascomycota; Sordariomycetes; Hypocreales; Nectriaceae.